Molecule: messenger RNA, 950 nt
Organism: Cantharellus anzutake
Lineage: Eukaryota; Fungi; Basidiomycota; Agaricomycetes; Cantharellales; Hydnaceae
Exons: 5
Coding region: 283-825 (180 amino acids)
Source: RefSeq, a predicted model, not a curated record
AAAGACCUGAGAACCACGUCCCUUAGGUCUACAGGCCAGGACUAUACUUUCGGCUUGGUCCCAAUCUUCAUUUCUACUUGCGCAUAUCUGUCCGCUUGAAAUUGGGUGAUAGGGGAUAUUGAUCGGAGUUUUGUAGAGCCGUCGGAGUUUGAAUGUCCUCAACCUAAAAGGCAACAGCCGGCAUUUCCCGUUUCAUCACCCUUCUGUGUUGCUCCCCUUUUCCAACCUCAGUCCUUUCGUCCACCUCCUUUGAACUCUUCUUUAGUGUUACAUCAGUUCAUAAUGUCUGAGCCCACUACUACCGCCGCUACCACUGAAGUCAUGGCUGAGGCGCCCGCUGUUGCCGUGAUUGCCCCUGAGACUAAGACCACCACUGACCCUGCCCCUGUUACCGAAGGUGCCACUGAGACCCCUGCCUCAGCAACUGAGGCAGAGGGAGCCACCUCAAAGCCCGAGAAGACUGAGGUGCCCAAGGAAAAGAAGAGUCCAACGAUACUACAGAAAUUGCUGGCGCCUUUCAAGGGGUCCAGAAGUCCUAAAAAGGAAAGGAAGGCUCUUGAGAAGGAGUCCAAGCCUGUCAAGGUUUCUCGUCGCAUCUCGGCUCGUGUCGGCGAGCUGUUCAAGCCGAAGCCAAAGAAGGAGGUAGCUCCCGCCCCCAAGGCAGACGAACCUGCUCCCAAGAUUGAGGAGCCCGAGCGUGUUGCCCCUCUGGAAACGCCUGCACCAGCAAUGGCGUCCGCUGUUGAGGAGCCUGCUGCCGAGACUAAGACCGAGGAGACCCCUGCUGCCCCACCGGCUGCUCCUGCCGUCGCCGCUGCUGCCUGAAAGAAUGCUUCGUCGUUUAUGGUUCUACUUAUGUCCUUUUACGAACGUAUUUGCGUGGUUUCUGUGGAUUCUUUUCUUUUGAUCUCUUGGAACUGGAAGUGGCAUGACAAGCCUUCCCAUUCUUC